AUGGGGGGGGGGGAGUUGUUAACUCGGCUCUAUAAAAAGCUGGUCGGUAUGAAUAGCCCAAGUCUACCAGCAUCAGCGUAGUAGUCGUAACAGCAACAAGUGCGAGUUACCUCCGUGCAGUAGUGAGAGGCAGCGAAUUAUUACUGGGGCCAUGGCUCGUCCGGCAACAUUGACCAUCCUUCUUCUGCUGCUCGUGCCGCUGGCGUGUGCUCGUCGAGAGAAGGGCAAGGGAGGACACCACCAACACCACCAUCAUCACCACCACCGCACAGAAGACGCCCAUCGCGGCAUUGACGGUGGUCCGACUGGGCUUGAGAAGAGACUCGAACAGCAUGAGAAUCACUUCCAAGGACUUGAGUGUUCUUAUAAUCACCUGGAGAAGUACGUGGUUGCCGUGUCUGACUACAUGCGGAACAAGUUUGGCCAGGGUGCUCCACAAUAUAUACCCCUGGAGAAAGGUUCCAUUUGCCACGAGGACGCAACUGUCGUACAAGACUGCAGCAAAGUGAGGGAGAUGAACGCCUCUGUCAAAAGUGGAGUUUAUAGGAUUCGGCCACAAGGUGCACAGUCUACAUUUGAGGUGUACUGCUCAUUUGAAGCCGACGGUGCGUGGACAGUGUUUCAGCACCGCUUUGAUGGCUCCGUCCCCUUUGGAAGAAAAUGGAGCGAUUACAAGAAUGGCUUUGGCUCUCUGAAAGGUGAACACUGGCUUGGACUGGAGAAGGUUUACGCGCUCACCCACCAGGAGGGCAUCAGCUACACCCUGCGGAUCGAGGUGGAGGACUUUGAGGGCGAAAAGCGUAAUGCCAACUACGCCACGUUCAGCGUGGAUGGCGAGGAUGACGGCUACGCCCUGCACGUUGGCUCGUAUUCCGGCGACGCUGGCGACUCGUUCAAGGGCGACCGGGAGGGCGAGGACCAGAACGGUCAGAAGUUCAGCACCAUGGACAGGGAUGGCGAUGCCUGCAACCCUUGCAUCUUUGGAGACAUCGCGGUUGACAGCUGCAGCGAGGACAACGGGCAAACCGGCUGGUGGUACAGCAACUGCGGUGCGGCCAACCUGAAUGGCGACUGGCAUCCCAAGGGCAGCCACAUUGGAUGGGCCUCCAUGGUGCGAUGGCGUAUGUUCAGAAAGGUGGCUCCCUACUCGUUUAAGUCCAGUGUCAUGAAAAUCAAACCUCUAAUUAAAUGAGUGGGAGGUUGCUCUUGAAAAAAGGGGUUGCCUUUGCCGCAUGUUUGCUUCGCAGCGGAAUCUUCUUUCGUAUGGCAGGAUAAUUUACUAACAAGGUUUUAUUCUCGUGUUUUGAGGUUGGCGGGCGGCUUCAGGAGUAGCCUGCCUGCACGAUAGAAUUCGGUAGUGGCGCUACUGUAGUGUGGCCAAGCAGAGUCGCCUUCUAUCAUUUUUUAGAUAUCAAAGUUUAUUUAAAACAUAAGAACAGGCUGAAAAGCAGUAUUAAUAACACGGCCUCCUCUCGUGUGAGUCACCCAGUGGCUGGGGCUCCACCCAGCCCUCUAAUCCGUGCAACCUGUCUUACCAGGCCACUCAUAAUCUCAAUAGACUUAUCUCCCAAGACAAUGGGGGGAAUCGCUCAUUUCCCUCAACCCCCAUACUUUGCACAGGUUGUGUCAGUGCGUGUUGCACAUGCCUCCAAAGUAAUCUAAUACAAUUCAUGCAGUUACAUGUUUAUAAUUAUACCGUGAUGUAGGCGUACGUGCAGAUCUACACCGGUGACAAUAAAGCAACACCCUUAUUAUCGGUAUACUUCCCAUAUGUUACUUGGUUUGAGAAUGGCGAUGACAGUUGCACUCUGGGCUUUUCUUAAUUGUACAUCCGGUCUAAGAGAUGGAUAUACCUGCCGUGUGAUGGACUAAAUGGAGAUCAACACAGACCAUUUGCAGUUACAUGAAACUUAAAUCCUCAAUUUUUUUGGAUGACGGUUUAAUGUUUUCUUUGAAUGCUUCAAACUCCUGUUGAUGACAACCCAUACGUUGAGCUGCCUGAUUGAUGAUACAUUGCAUUAUGCUGAACCUUUACACGUGCGCUGACAUUUUUUCACUGCUAUAUUUAAAUUAUUGAAAUUAUUAAUCUAGUUUGAACAAACCAAUUUUUUUAUAAUUACCCUUUGUGAUUCAUUUAUGCAUUUUUCUUGUUUUUUUAUGGUGUACACAUGAUGGAAUAGAAGUGUACUGCCUGGCUAAAAUGUAUUCAAUAAAAUUGUGAAAGAUGAA
Messenger RNA from Petromyzon marinus (sea lamprey), 2229 nucleotides. Its product is annotated as microfibril-associated glycoprotein 4-like. NCBI's taxonomy places the organism in Eukaryota, Metazoa, Chordata, Hyperoartia, Petromyzontiformes, Petromyzontidae. The record is from RefSeq and is a predicted model, not a curated record. Gene Ontology annotation, cellular component: fibrinogen complex. Gene Ontology annotation, biological process: blood coagulation; blood coagulation, common pathway; positive regulation of heterotypic cell-cell adhesion. Gene Ontology annotation, molecular function: extracellular matrix structural constituent; protein-macromolecule adaptor activity.